CGAAGUGAGAAGGCUAAGGAUCCUAAAUCAGCAUUGACAAAGGCUGCGAUAGCUAAACUGCUGGAUCUGAAAAAACAAUACAAGGAGAAGGCUGGCAAGGAUUACGUCCCGGAAGCAGCUUCUGCUCCUUCUGUUGCCAAAGUUCCAUCUGACGUGCAAGCACUAUGCUCUGAGAUCGAAGCACAAGGAGAGUUGACUAGGCAAGAGAAAGCCAAGGACGCGAAAUCGGCGGCAGCAAAAGCAGCCAUCGCAAAAUUACUAGAGCUCAAACAAAAUUAUAAGGAAAUAACAGGGCUAGAUUACAAGCCUGGACAGACGCCUCCUACGAAAUCUCAAGCAUCUGCUUCAACCCCAUCAAAUGCAUCUGCUUUGUAUGCGGAAAUAGAGGCCCAAGGAGAUCUUGUUCGAAGUGAGAAAGCGAAGGAUGCAAAAUCGGAAGCAUCGAAAACCGCCAUUGCUAAACUGCUGGAACUGAAAAAACAGUAUAAAGAGAUCACCGGGCAGGAUUAUAAACCAGGGCAAAAACCUGAGGGAAGUCCGUCGAAUACUGCUGACGUUACCAGUGACGAUGCUGCUACCCUUUACGAUCAGAUCCAUGCUCAAGGAGAGCUUGUACGUAGUGAAAAGGCAAAGGAUGCAAAAUCGGAAGCUUCAAAAGCCGCUAUAGCUAAACUUCUCGAGCUAAAGAAGUUGUACAAGGAGAAAACCGGCCACGACUACAAGCCCAAGUGA
Cylicostephanus goldi is the source of this 732-nucleotide messenger RNA. NCBI's taxonomy places the organism in Eukaryota, Metazoa, Nematoda, Chromadorea, Rhabditida, Strongylidae. The record is from the annotation of a GenBank genome assembly.